Cheilinus undulatus (humphead wrasse) is the source of this 3493-nucleotide messenger RNA. Its product is annotated as growth factor receptor-bound protein 10-like. The transcript has 17 exons. Gene Ontology annotation, biological process: insulin receptor signaling pathway; negative regulation of Wnt signaling pathway; negative regulation of insulin receptor signaling pathway. Bases 225 to 2036 code for a protein of 603 amino acids. Lineage: Eukaryota; Metazoa; Chordata; Actinopteri; Labriformes; Labridae. Gene Ontology annotation, molecular function: insulin receptor binding. The record is from RefSeq and is a predicted model, not a curated record.
ACGUGUGGGUGUGUGUGUGCAAGGAAAGCAUUUCGGGGGUGGGGGGUGGGGGGACAAGGUGUAGACAACAGAAGAGAGUUUUUGGGGUGAAGCAGUGUGAGUGGAGAUCCAGACGGGGACAGUCGAAGCGCCGGGUGCUGCUGGACUCGUGCUGCCCUUUGAUUACAGGUGCUGGUGAGACCAGUGGGUGACAUCCCCCUCAGAGGGAACCCUUAAGGAACACCAUGGCCCUGGCGGAAUGCCCUGACUACUUUUUACGGCACUCAAACUACCAGGAAAGCGUGGACCGCACUUCUUCACGCAGGCCUGAAGAGCUGAUAGUUCCAGGCUUUCAGAGCUCAGCCAAUCAAAAUUUGCCUCAUCAACAUGACGAUGACGUGGACCUGGAGCAGCUGGUGAACGACAUGAACUCCUCCAUGGAGAGCGUGUACUUGACGCAGGCAGAUACUGCUCUGCUCCUCAAUAACGGACACAUGCACACCCAGCAUCACCACCACCAGCACGUGCACCCUGUCUACCCAGGACAUGGGCAGGCCCAGCGCCGUCAUACCCCACCCUUACCGCCUUCCUCCCCCUCCAAAGAGAGACCUCGGCACUCCCAGCCAAUGCACAUUCAAGCUGUCAGGUGCUUGCAGGAAGAGCAGCAUCUGCGUCCAGCAUCCCUGCCGGCCAUUCCCAACCCUUUUCCUGAGCUCUGCAGCCCAGCUGGCUCUCCCAUUCUCAGCCCCAUACAGACAUCCGACAACUACAUAGUGAAGGUGUGGAGCGAGGAUGGAGCCGGCAAAGUGGUGGAGAUCCCAGCGGACAUGACAGCAAAAGACGUAUGCCAGCUCCUGGUCUACAAGAGUCACUGCCUGGACGAUAACGCCUGGACGCUGGUGGAGCACCACCCUGUCCUUGGCCUUGAGAGAUGUCUGGAGGAUCACGAGCUGGUUGUUCAGGUUCAAGCCUCCAUGAGCAGCGACAGUAAAUUCCUCUUCAGGAAGAACUACGCCAAAUAUGAAUUCUUCAGGAACCCCCUGAACUUCUUUCCUGAGCAGAUGGUGGCUUGGUGUCAGGAGUCUGAUGGCUCAAUCCCUCAGUCACAGCUCUUACAGAACUUUCUGAACUCCAGCAGCUGUCCAGAGAUUCAGGGCUAUCUCUACUUGAAGGAGCCGGGACGCAAGUCUUGGAAGAAACUUUACAUGUUCCUGCGUCGCUCUGGACUCUACUACUCCACUAAAGGAACAUCCAAGGAGCCUCGACACCUGCAGCUGCUGUCGGAUCUGGAAGACAGUAACAUCUUCACCAUCAUCACAGGAAGAAAACUCCACAAUGCUCCGAUGGACUUUCAGUUCUGCAUCAAGCCCAGUAAAGUGACGAGCGACUGUAAGGAGCUAAAGAUGCUGUGUGCUGAGGACGAACAGAGCAGGACCUGCUGGAUGACGGCCUUCAGACUGCUCAAAUAUGGGAUCGUACUGUAUCAGAGCUACAACGUUCCCCAGCAGAGAAAGUCUAAUCUCCCGCCUUUCACAGCACCUGUGAGGAGCGUAUCUGAAAACUCCCUGGUCGCCAUGGACUUUUCCGGAAGGACUGGCCGCGUCAUCGACAACCCUGUGGAGGCCCAGAGUGCUGCCGUUGAGGAGGGGCAGACAUGGAGGAAACGGAGCCAGCGUAUGAAUGUCCUGGGCAGUCCCAGCCCGCUGCACCCAUCAUCUCUGAGCACAGUGAUCCACAGGACGCAGGUUUGGUUUCAUGGUCGUAUCAUGAGAGAGGAAGCCCACAAAAUGAUCAUACAACAAGGUCAAGUGGAUGGGUUAUUCUUGUUGCGGGACAGUCAGAGUAAUCCAAAGGCAUUCGUGCUCACCUUGUGCCACCACCAGAAGAUCAAACACUUCCAGAUCCUACCAUGUGAGGAAGACGGCCAGGUGUUCUUCAGCCUUGAUGAUGGCGCCACAAAGUUCACAGACCUGAUCCACCUGGUGGAGUUUUACCAGCUGAACAGAGGAGUGCUGCCCUGCAAGCUCAAACAUCCUUGCACCGCUGUGGCCUUGUGAUACUCCACAACCCUGACACCUUCACCCCUUUUUGCACACCUCUCACCCCAGAGAUCCUAACCCCCUUCUGCCCCUCUCUUGCCACCACAAGGAAGACGAGGAGAUAGAGAAAGACAAGUCAGGUUUGGGGUUUUUGAACUACUCGGCAAGAACCAGCACCGGGUGUUUGUUUUUAGUGCACCCGUGCUUUUCUCAGCCUUAGCGUGGUUGAGAUGUUUGAAUGGGACGUUUUUGGACCGCUGAAGCAUUGCAGAUUGUGGACCCAGCCGUCGCCCAAACUCCUUUGUUGCCAUGGAGACGAAGGAGUUUGUCAUUGCCAUUUUGACCCUAAAAACAGACCAAUAGUUGUGAAAACACAAGACAUUUGAAAUUCGUUCAGCAGGUGUGCUGUGGGUCUCCCUUCCUCAGAGUCCCUAACCCCCCCUCCUCCAGGCAUGAUAAGCUGUGGUGCUGGCCCCACCCUUGCCACUCUGUGGCCACGAUGGGCACAGAGCGCCACCCUCUGACUUCCUCAUUGAUCAUCAGGGAUGGACGAGAACUUCACUGGGUCUUAUCAAACCUGAUCCAGGGGUAUUCUCAACCUGUGCAGUCCAGUCUGGAUAAGCUGACACCCUGCCCCCCCGCUCUCCCCUCUAAGGACUUGAUGCUGCCACUCUGCUGUGUCCUGUCCCACAAUCCAAGCUGGUGCAACCCUGACCCCGCUUCUCCUCCUCCUCCACAGAGGCUCCGAGAAAGUUGGGAGAGAAAGAGAUGUAGCUGAAAGAAAGCUAGCAGAGCAGCGGAGAGGGUUUGCUAAAAGGACAGAGGAAUGUUAACCAGGAGCGCCGUAACACGCCUCUCCUGUAGAGUUGAUUACUUGAUGUCAUUUUAAUGCUGUUUUAUUACUGUUGAUUCAAUGCAGAACUAGUUUUGCACUCCCAAGCGGACAGACGACAGCUGUUCUCUCUAGCUAAAUGAAGCUGCCUUCUCUCCGUUCAUCUUUAUCCAACGCCCCCACCGACCCCUCCCCUUCUGAAAAGCAUGCAUGUGAAUUUCCUUCAGUUCUGAUUGGAUGAUAGUGGCAUGGGAGCAAAGAGAGCCACGGCUGAUUAUGCAGUGCCUUUCAGACAGGUUUGGGAACAUCUUGGAUCCCUGUGUGGCUUGAACCAACAAGACCAUGUUUUGGUAAAACGAAUGUGCUCAUGAACCGCCUGCAGUGUGUUAAGACUAUGAGGAGGAGGAGGCCGACUGUUAUAGACUCCUCAAAGUUCAUCCACCCCAUGACUUCUACUAUUACAGUUUUUUUUUGUUUUUUUUUAAUUGAAAGGGUGAAAUUGGUCGGUAAAUUCGUCUUUGAAUGUUAUUUUCUUUCCCUAAGUCUGUCCUGGGCCUGCUGCUCACAGUUUAUUGAUCUUUAUGUGAUGUAAAUGGGUUGGAGCAGUCGUUUUUCCAAUUCCCCAAACACCAGAAAAGACAAA